Molecule: messenger RNA, 2142 nt
Organism: Symbiodinium sp. CCMP2592
Lineage: Eukaryota; Dinophyceae; Suessiales; Symbiodiniaceae
Source: the annotation of a GenBank genome assembly
AUGGCAGCGAACGACAAGUCGAAGGAAGCCCAGGAGGAUGACGAUCGCGAGGUAGCAGAGCAUCUCCAGGGUGCGGUCGAGGCUUCCUUUCGACUUAAGCGUCUGCUGCGAGACGACUUGAAGGACAACCUACAAGAGCAGCCCGCGAAGAAGCCGCGCUUUGAAGAGCAGAAUGUCGGCCCCGACGAGGUGGCUCGGAUUGACAGAAUCCUCCGAAAGUGGGGCCUUCAGGGCGAGACAGUGGUCCGGCACGUGCUGGAAGGGCUCAAUGCCUUCGAGUUGAAGGAGCUUGAGAAUUCUGGGUACUACCCGGACACAACCAAUGAGUGGCGAGGUCCGGCUGAACUGUCUGCUGUCCACAUCGCACAGAUGCGUGAGAUGAUGGGCCAAAGUGGCGGUUCCCUCGAUCCGAUUCAGGCAUUCCGGGCUCAUUGGGACCUGGACGGCACGCAAGAAGUUAGACUUCGUCUCCUUUGCCACAAGGACGUGCGCUAUGUCAUGACGCACUUUGACGGAACUCGGCCGCUCGAACAAGUGAUGGAGGAGGCGAAGUCCCAACCGGCGUUGCGAGGUCUUGGCAUCGGGGCCGCGCCGGCUUUCCAGUCAGGAUCAAAGGUGCUCGGGCGCUACUAUCGCCUUGAAAUCAUUGAUCCUACAACUGACGCUGUCGUUUUCGGUGACGCGAACCUGUCCUUCGCCUUGAAUCUGGCCAGACAUCGCAAAGUCCUGGGCCAUGUGGGCCGGGUUUUGGCCACCACCUUCGAGAACCUUGAGACGCUCCGGGAGCGGUACAUGGAGGCCAUGGCACAUCUUUCUUCCGCGAUGAUUUCAAUCAUCCUCUGCGUUCACCUGCUACCGGGCCUGGCAAAUGUUCUCAAGGAGGUCGACGUGGCCAUCGUGGGUGCAGGCUACAGUGGUCUUUCUGCUGCGCGCGUGCUGAAGAGGCAUGGGGUGUCCUUUCAUGUUCUCGAAGCUCGGGAACGAGUUGGUGGACGGAUCUUGAACCAGGAGGUCGUCGGUCAAAAUCCGGAUGACGUGGUGGAAAUGGGGGGCGAGUGGCUGGCCACGGGUCACCAUGAAGCCUUGCGGCUCUUCAAGGAGUUGGGCUUCGAGUUCUUCCAUCGACCUUUCAAUACACUCGGCGGCGCCAGCAAUGCCACAGUUCCUCCCUGCCGCGGUGCGUGUGCCGUGCGAGUCCGUUCCGAAGAUGGCUGGCACAGUGUCUCAUCGCCUGAUGCCGCGGUGAAGCUUUUCCCACAAGAGGAGCGGCAAGCUUUGCAAAAAGCGCAAGAUGAGAUGUCCAAGGAGGUGCGGAACACUCCUUGCCACGCCCCGUUUUCCAAUCCGAAUGCCUCGCUUUGGGACUCCCUUUCCUACGAUGCCUUCCUGAAGAUGGUUCUGGGCUUGCAGCAUUUUCCGAUGGCCUACAACACCCUCUAUGCCUAUGCUGACGAUGCAGAGGCCUUGAAUCAGAUCUCAGCCCUGUUUGUGCUGUGGCAGCUGAACUGCUCCGAUGGUGUGGAGGGAUCUGGAGGGGAAGACUUCUGGCGGGUCCGCGGGGGGUCCCAGGCCCCGGCCAUACGCAUGGCUGCACAGCUGGGAGAGGAUCUGCAGCUGGGGGCCCAUGUCACCGCCAUACACCGACGUGAUAAUUCGCUGUACGAAGUUCACAGCUCCAAGGGUGUGGUUGUCGCGAAGCACGUGAUCGUGGCUGGCCUCACUCCGAGUUUGAUAACUGCUAUCGAUUUCCAGCCGCCUUUGGAUGGAGCGAUGGAUCAGUUGUUGGAGCGCAUGCCAGUGGGGACGACUAUGAAGUAUUCCAUGGUCUACGAGAAGCCUUGGUGGCGAGAGCGUGGAUACCUUGGCAAGAUGAUAUUUCUCAACACGUCCGCGCCCAGCAACUACGUGCACAAUUGCUUCGACAACUCUCCAUAUUCUUGGAGCCGCGGUGUCCUCACUUGCUUCACCGAAGGUGCCCAGAAUCGAGCGUUCCUCCGCCUCACGGAUUCGCAGCAGAAGGCAGUGAUGCAGAACAUCUUGGCAGAAGCACUAGGAGAUGGGAUGCAUUACUGUGGGCGCUGGUGCUUUCAUGGCCAUUGUUCCAGAUCCUUCUCCAUGUUUCGGCUUGGGUGCCGUAUGUAG